AUGGCAAAAAUAUCCAGCCCUACAGAGACUGAACGGUGCAUCGAGUCUCUGAUUGCUGUUUUCCAAAGGCAUGCUGGAAGGGACGGUAACAACUGCAAACUCUCCAAGGCCGAGUUCCUUAUCUUCAUGAAUAGAGAGCUGGGUGCCUUCACAAAGAAUCAGAAGGACCCUGGUGUCCUUGACCGCAUGAUGAAGAAGCUGGACCUCGACUCUGAUGGACAGCUAGAUUUCCAAGAAUUUUUUAAUCUUCUUGGCGGCCUGGCCCUAGCUUGCCAUGACUCCUUUAUUAAGUCUACCUCUUCCCAGAAGUAAAUCGGAGAAGCCUUUGGGCCUGGCCUCCAGCCCCACUCCCUUUCCUUCAGCCUCCCAAUUAUCAUCUACCCCUCACAGCCCACACAUACCCUGAGCCCAGUGCACCCACCACCCCAUGAAGGCCACUCCUGCUGGUA
Balaenoptera acutorostrata (minke whale) is the source of this 449-nucleotide messenger RNA. RefSeq names its product protein S100-A11-like. The record is from RefSeq and is a predicted model, not a curated record. Gene Ontology annotation, molecular function: calcium ion binding; calcium-dependent protein binding. The transcript has a single exon. Bases 1 to 312 code for a protein of 103 amino acids. NCBI's taxonomy places the organism in Eukaryota, Metazoa, Chordata, Mammalia, Artiodactyla, Balaenopteridae. Gene Ontology annotation, cellular component: cytoplasm. Gene Ontology annotation, biological process: regulation of cell population proliferation.